Molecule: messenger RNA, 2826 nt
Organism: Zootermopsis nevadensis
Lineage: Eukaryota; Metazoa; Arthropoda; Insecta; Blattodea; Termopsidae
Source: RefSeq, a predicted model, not a curated record
CUGGGACAUUAGACCGUGAGAUCUGGUAGUGUUCGUGAUCUGUGGUUGCACUUAUGAAGAACUGCAGUCAGGCUCAAAAAUAGCCCUUUAAUGUACAGUUUAAUCCACAAACAGGCGUCUGAAAAUGAAUGAGACAGACUUAAUUUCUCAAAGUGUCUAAGCCUAACAGAUGACGCAUUCAUAAGUGUCCUGCUGUUUGUGUUAUAAGAACAUCUCUAUUGUUGGACGUGUUCCCUGCAUAUGAACGCGAAGUGCUAACUAGCAAUGCCGCAGUAAUGUGCCUUCAAAUUUCUAAGACUCAUCAUCAGAAACAUUUUCUGUUUCAAAUCACACGGAUUUAUUCAUUGGUUGUGGUCGCUAUACGGACGCCAUGUCCACUUAACACCGGGACACGUACACAUAAAAAGAGAGAGAGAGAUAGUGUGAUAUUACGGGAAUCACCGCGUUGCAGGUCCGACGAAGUUCAGUGCAGCGUUGGUGAUUGUUCGUGUGACGACGAAACUGUGAUUAACUAUAGACAAGCAUUGUUUGACUUUUGAAGAUUUUUGAAGACUUACAAAAAAUUAGUGCAAUGAAGAGAGUACUGAUACAGGAUGACGACAGAGAUCUGUUUAGUGUUCCAUUGCAACCCACUGUCUAUCAGUACUAUUCAGAGAACAAAAAAGAAAUUCACAGAAUGGUGAAACAGCAGCGUGCCGGAUUUUGGAUUCAGUUUGUGACUUCUUUCCGUUCCUUUAUCACAAAUUUUUGGAUGUAUGGACAUGCCAGCCCCGAGAUCAAUGAAGAGGCGUUCGUUGACAUGCUAAAACUGCUCACAACAGAGAAUAGUUUCACAGGAUUCAUUUCACUGAUUGAAUCAAUCAAGAGACUAUAUACAUGUGUGGGAUCACUAGGCGUGUUCUCCAUGCCUGUUACAGCGCAACAAAUGUCAGGAUUCAGCAAGCCAUUUGUCACAUUUCCAAUCUAUUCGAGAUUCGUGAAUUCUGUGGUGGUAAUGUAUCUUCGUUGGAAACAUGCUCCUCGAGUCCGGGCACGCACUCCGCCAGCGGAGUGGACUCCCCCCGCUCACUGGAGUCAGCCAAACGGUCGUGGUCCAAGUUCAUAUGAGCGCUACCUCUAUGACCGUUGGGGAAAUGAGCUGCACAGCCUGAUUCGUGUGGAAAAGGACUUGAUGAAGUUCUUCAAUCCCCAGGAAAUAGAUGACACCAGUAAUGCUUCUUCAAGCACCAGUCAGAAGAGAAUGGGUACUAACUAUAACACAAGUCCGAGGAGAAAUCAAAAGAGAAGUCGUAGAGAUGCGAAUAGAAGUGGCAAUGUCCGUCAGAAACAGAAGGAAGAAACUGUCCCUCCGACAACCACCGGCAAUAACGGCAAAAGAAAUGACACAUUUAGAGAAAAGAAAAAUUCAGAGAGUAAUGUACUGAGUAAAAGCACUGCAAGAAAGGAAAAUAAAGAAAAAUCACCUCUUCCUGCAGACAAAGAAGUGGCCAGUAACAAAGAUGCAACAAACGAAACUGCAAAUGAUCGUUCCUUCAGGUACGACAGACUUUUUAAUUUUAGCAAAAAGAGCACUACAACUCAGAAUGAGACUUCAGAAGAUAAUGAUAAAUCAGAUGGAAACAGAAAGAAGGAAACUGUGCGUCAGUGUAAAGAAAAAGAAUUUACCACUAAUGCAGACGAGACGAAGAAUGCCGGAGGAAAAGACUUCUUCAGAUAUGACAGACUUUUUAGCUUCAGCACAAGGAAGCAGAAUCUUCCAGCCAGUUCAGAAAAUGUUUCUACCCUCGACAGCAGCAGCAGCAGCAGCAAUGCAGAUGACUUGCAUGAUUCUGAGUAUGAUGGGUUCAGUGGAUUUUCCAGAGAUUUCUUUGGAGGACCAUUUCAGCGUGGAAAUUAUGGGAAAAUAAUGCCGCAGCCAGUAUGGAAUUUUUUAAUGCACAAAUGCAGCAACUGCAACAUCUUGGAGAAGUCCCCUGGGAUGUACAAGGCUUGCAAAUUCUGUGUACAACACAGAGAGAGGGCACCAAACGUCUACUGCGGAGAACACUGCGCGAGUGCUCACUGGAUGAGGCAGCAUUGUGCCGAUCAUUUCCCAUAUCCUGGUAUGAUGUAACCUAGGAAAUGAUUGCAUCUGUAGUUUAUAUCCUUUCUGAAUGAUUUAUUUGCAAGUUACAUUCGAAAUAUACUAAAGAUUUAUGAAGCAUUCUAUUCUACUUUAAAUAAGUUUUGUGAUACGAUAUCAAUCUAGUAUUUCCAUGUGAUACGCCGUGCAGUAUUUAGAAUGUGUUGAUCCAGUUCAGGGUCUUCAUGAAAUGUAACCUUAGUUACCUGAGCUGUGACAUAAUUGGGUAACAAGUCAUAUAUUGAUGGCCGUGCUGUCUGGUAGAAGUUUGCCAACGUUUCAGAGGUCCUUGCUGCCUCCAUCAUCAGGGCACACCUCUGAAACCGUCUUUAGACUCCGUGCCGAGAAAACCUCAUAUCCUACUAAGUCAUGUGUUAGUGUAAUAUUGUUUGUAUUUAAAGUGUAUGACUUGUUCGUAUAAUACGUGUAAUGUAUCAUUUGAAAAAAUGUUUGUUAGAUUUUGGACUUGUGAGCGAGUGCAUUCUUAGGAUUUACAGGAGCUUUAACACUUUGAAGCUGAAAAUUGUCUAAAUAUUCAGGAAUGCAGUGUGACCCAGCACUGUGCUCCACCAUUCCAAAGAACAGCCUGUAUACGCUGUUUAAGGAAAUGAUCUGUGGUUACAUUGAGAAUCGUACAAAAUAAUGGGUUGAGAAUUAUAAGGAAAAAGGAUUCAUAAAAUAAAAGUCUCUUUUUGUGUAUGCAA